GAAAAAAAACAAAUUAAGACAGAAAAAAAGGAAAACUGAGGAAACCCAAUAAGCAGCGAUCGAAGCUUUAACACAGAAGAGCGAAAAGCUCAGACAUUCAAAUCCGACCGGGCAAUACGAGAAAGACACGAAGAGAAUCCAAGAUUCUGGGUCACAGGAAAUUGAAGCAAUACACACGAGUUCGGAGCGAAGAAUCAUUAGUUUCAUUGAAGUUGGGGAGAGGCUUCGUUGCGCUGUUUCUUCCUCGAGAGGGAAAAAUGAUUUGGUGACCCAAAAAGCUAGGGAUU
This is a messenger RNA of Thlaspi arvense, 287 nucleotides long. The record is from the annotation of a GenBank genome assembly. Lineage: Eukaryota; Viridiplantae; Streptophyta; Magnoliopsida; Brassicales; Brassicaceae.